GCUUGAUGACGGGGAAAAGAACCCCUUUACAGGCAAGUCAGGGACAAUUGCAAAUACGGUUCGGUUUGCCCGUUGGUACCUCUUUACCGCUUGAAAGAGAGUUCAACUUUAAUCGUCUCGAAGAAUCUAGCACUCUACCUAGGUACUUUCACUCUUUGCGCACCUUAAAGAGCAUCAGAUCUGGUACGCAUUUCGCCCCAGGGCAGGGUGACGCUGGCGGUGGGCCUUUUUAGCCAACCCAAGACCCUCCAACAACCCCGUGCCUUUUCUGGUGCAUGUCGAAGUGCUCGCUCUUUGCUGACACUUGUUGAUGUCGGAAAGAACUGUCUGAGGCCAAGGUUGUGGGAUUGGUAUGUAUAGCCAUUACAUGACAAGCAGUGCUCUGUGCCACUAUAGCCCCCCUAUUUCACCUUCAGCUUGGCUGUAUGCCUGCUAUCCAUGGCUCUGAAAGUACAAUUGUCCGUCGUCUCAGCCCUUGAAGACCCCGGACAAGGCACCCCACACUUGCAGAGAGGGGACGGAUGCCACCAAUUCUGUCUCGAAUCGUUCCGGGCAUGCAGCCGUUACAAUUCCAGAGCCUCGCUGCACCACACUCCAGCAUGACCACCAGUGAUCAGUCGACAGUGGACACCGUCCGGACUUUUGCUGACCCAAUGUCUUGGGCUGAUGAGAGGUUCAGUCAGCUCACGGCCUCCGACAUCAUUCGUCGCAGCCAGCCGCAUAUUGAGAGGAGCCUGAAGGGAGCUCAUACAACAAACAAUAGCGUUAAAAUUGAUCAUGUCGCUUCCCGAGUCUUGUUCGGGGGAAGCACGAGCAUACUCACAACCUUGGCUGGACUUGGUUACUGAACAAUGUGUUCGAGAACUUAUUCGUACCAUUUCACUCAGGUGCACACGCUCGUCCACUCUUGCGGCACAUGCCCGUCUAGCCCGUCUCCCGCCUCGGCGAUGGAUCCCUCCUAUCCGCCAGUCACUAUUCCCCGGCUCCAGAAUGUUUGACUUGGACCCUCCAAUUACAGAUUCGAGCAUAGUUAUGGAGGCCAACAACCCCAAAUGCAUUCUUUCCAAGGACUUUGUUGCCCUUGGUGGGCUGCCAAUGAUUCUCUGUACCGUGAUAAUGAACUGCAUCUCAGGUAUCUUUUCUCUCGUUACUGCGUUAUCUCUAGAGAUGAACCAACAGUGUGCAUCUUCUAUGUAUGUCUUGAAUUAACUGUGACAACUCUGGCGGAGGGCGUUCCUUGCUACUCUCAGCCCAAGGGCACCCCACUGUGCGCCACGAACCUGAUUGGGGUUCUCAAUAUACGGUUUCCUGUUGGCUGGGUCUCAUUUCCUUACUGACGGCGAUAGGUCUAUUAUGAGGACAUCAAACUUCGCAUCCUCAGUCUCAUCACGGCCAUCAUUCCGUUGCUAUUCAUAGGUGGUCCUUGCCGAACCGAGACGCUACGGUACUUGACCAAAUCCUCCUCAUCAAAUUAGUAUUAGGCACCCCCGUUUCAUCAAACCCAGAAGACAACGAACGGGAUGAGCUUUUGACUCGGCGUUUCCUGCUUCGCCUUGUGUUAACAGUCUCAGCAGUGGUCACUUCUGCCCCAUCCAAGGCCACUGCCACUCCGUUAUUGCCAACCUACCAACCAAUACGCCCCACCAAGAAUCGUCACCAACUUCCAUGGCCAUGUCACUUUGAAUAGCCCUUAUCUAGACAAUUCACGAAUAUUUCUGUGGAGACCUAUCUCAAACAUGAGUGUGUUUUGUUAUUGUCGACAUGAAAGCAAAGAGAUUUUACCCCUCUCUUUUUGGGUUAUCACAAGAUAUGUAGUCCUGCCAUUUGCUUGGUUACAUUCCUUCAACAGGCGCGACGCGUCGGCUCAGCAUCUAGCCUGGGCUAGCCUUGUCGAUCCCGGUGGCGAUAGUUUGACUGUCUGACCGAAAUGUGCAAUCACUAGACUUCAAAGGCUCUUCUCCGGCAUUGAUGAUAUUGGUUUGGUGAACUUUACACCAAUACUUUAUUGGCUGUGUUUCAACAGAAUCAUUUUGUCUUAUUCUAAUAUGACAGCUGUCUAUGUUCAUCAAGAGGGUCAGUCAGCAUAGGUCGUAAGAUCUAGGUCAAGAAGUGUAUAGUUUACAACAUAUUGCGCUCUUUAUAAUGGGUGUUGUAUGAAUCCAUUCAUCUAAUAUCUAAUGAUACAGUCAAGUCUAGCUCUAGUGGCUAAAGCGAGCAACUUUUGGCUCUGAGAAGCUCCUUUACUUGUGUUUCCUGCAUAACAUUUCAGACCUAGCACGCUCUCAAAGUUGCAAAGAAUCUCUAUCUACACUAUAAACGCCGCCUGUACGGUUCUCGUUGUCUCUUGUAUUUUCAAACCAACAAAGGGACAAGCUGUUUAACCCUUUUAUUCUUUCGUGCAAGUUUGAGGCUAUUCUGGUUUGUUAAUCAGCGACAACUUGCAUUCUCAACAAGAUCUCAGGGAAACCUCUCUACUGUUGUUCAGACAGCAUGGUGUCACGAGAGAUUGGGCAUCAUGUGCAAUCGUUCUCACGACCAUCAUGCUAAAGGGGUUUCUGCGCUAUGCAACAGAGGCUGUUUACAGGCCACGGUUGAAAACAACCUUGCCAUUCUUACCUCCCUUGCCAUGGAACUCAGGCUCGAGUGACUCAGCGCUCACUUCUUGUUGCUGUGGGAAGACAGCCAGAGCGAAAGGAAGGACGGCGAAGGAGGUGAGGGCAAUCAAGCUCAAGUUGAUACCCAGGGGAAUACCCUUGACGAGUGCUGGCCGUGAGCGCACCCACGCCUUUUGCAUAAGGUUCUUGUACCAAGCUUGCCUACUCUCGAUAUGGUACAAGACCAUAGGAGGAAGAACCAUGAUAGGAGACGCUGUGAAGACUCGACUGGCUGCGGUUUGAUACACAGCGAGUUUGGCAGCAGAUUGAGACUUGCCCAGCGAGGGUACGUCUCGUUCCGACUUGCCUUCGGCGAUGAGCUUCUGCUUGUCAUCAUCCGACAGUACAGGUCGAACAUCGAUGCCCUUGACGAUCUCGUCCCGGCGCAUGAGAUAGGUGUUGAGGCCAGCGGCUGUAGCAACGGCAGCGAAGGGAAUCAAUCGACCGAGGAUUUGGCGGGUGGACGGUGUGACUUUGAGUCGAGGCACAAUGGCGUUAAGACCAAGAGCGACAGAGCAAGAAGCUCCCACGGCGGAGAGGUAUGACUUGAUCAUGACUUCGGUCGACAUGGGGGAGGACUUGUUGCCAUUGGCAGUGUUGAAUGCGACAUUGAGGGACUGGUUGAAGACUUGCCAUCCAACAAUGCCGACUGUACCCAUGCCAGGUUGAAGCAUACCGGCGGUCACGACGAGGUUGGUCAGGACAUAGCAGGACAUUCGAAAGGGAAAGAAGACGGGCUCGCCGGUGUCUGUUGCACAGUAUCUCGUCAGCUGGUGUCACGAUUGCACUCUGCCAGGGCCAUAUAUACCAGGGUGCAGCGUAGAGUCAACAACCUUCUUGGCAUGCCACAAAGAUGGGGACAUGUGCUCGAUCUUUCCCGUCUUGUAAUCCGUCACCAGCUUCUUGGCCGCCUCGAGUCCGGUCUUGCCCGCGAACAGGGUCCUGGAGAAUGCGCCAGCACGGUCAGCUCAUUAUAUUUGAGGUUGGAGGCUCAGAGUUUCAGCAAUUGGACUUACGUAGGGUCUGUAAUGCCCAUUGUAUGGCGUACCCGUCCCAUGUAUGUUUCAAGGUCAUAUUGGGAAGCGGGAAGCUCCCGCGCGCCUGGUAGCGAGGCCGACAUGUUCUAUGUGUAGAUACGGGACGGAGUCUUUGUCGGAUUCGAGAUAACGAGGGGAGUUGCUCGCGAGCAAGAGGGCGGCGGGAGGGGAAAACAGACAAGGCUCUACCUGACCUGAAGCAAAGCAAGGCGAGGCAAAGGUAAACUAUUAAUUGACCGCUAGAGGGGUUCUUGUGGACUAGAAAUGCCCGAAUGACCACUUCGUGGGACAAAAAAAUCCGGUGGAGGGGGAUUGCUCUGAAUAAACGCGACGAUAAGCUAACGUAGCCGCAGGAGAGUCCCCGCUUUCGGAGCCGGCACAUGGCUUAAUUUACGUACAUACAACCCCGGCCCGGGCUAUAAAUCGUGGGGUUACGCAUAAGGAGAAUCGGGACGAGUCCCGAGUAGAGAUGAAUAUCUCUGAAUAUCUCUAGAAUUAACAUAGAAUUUCUGGUAGAAAUUGUUGUAUAAUAGACACAGCUUGAAGUCCAAAAGACAUAUCAGGGUCAAUCUGUAUCGGGGUCGGUCCCUCAUCGGAGCAAUGAUAUCAGUCACCCAAGAGAUACCAAAAUCCUAAGCAGCAAAUCAACAAGCCGCGAUUGGCGGGUUGAUAUCCCGAGUCCCCAACUCUGAGUACCGGAUCUGCAAAAAUACAAUGCCGACGAGUUUCCAUUCAGCAAAAGAUGAAAUCCAGCAAGUAAGCUAAGCGACCACGCCAGGAUUCGAACCUGGAAUCUCUAGAGAGUUCGGAAGCUGGGGACCGAAAUCUAGCGCCUUAGCCAUUAGGCCACGCGGCCGGAACCUUUUAUUUCCGAUGAGGAGCAGGAUCACUAUUCUCUUCCAAGAUUUGCACAGUGACGUGUAAGAUCAUUGUUGUUGAUGUUUGAAUGGUAGGAAUGUCAUGGAUAUGUUGUUGAUGAACGAUUGUUUGAGUUGUGAGUUGGCUGAAAGCUUGUUUCGAGGGUGGAGUUGUGGUGAUGCUGAAUGUUCUGUGUUCAGUCGCAUAUGCGGCCACCCUAGAGGAGAUGCCUCGAUAUGGAUAGAACGUAUAAUUGGUAUUAGUUAUCAAUCAACAUCUAGUGAGCUUCUAAUUUAUAAAGCUAUUAUUGUAC
This is a messenger RNA of Fusarium verticillioides 7600, 4862 nucleotides long. RefSeq lists its product as hypothetical. The transcript is spliced from 2 exons. The record is from RefSeq and is a predicted model, not a curated record. The coding region runs from base 778 to 1209 and encodes 143 amino acids. Lineage: Eukaryota; Fungi; Ascomycota; Sordariomycetes; Hypocreales; Nectriaceae.